AUGGGUCGUGUUAUUCGUGCUCAAAGAAAAGGUGCUGGAAGUAUCUUCAAGUCUCAUACAGUAGGCCGUAAGGGUGCUGCUAAACUCAGAGUAUUCGACUUUGCUGAACGUCAUGGAUAUAUCCGUGGUAUCGUUAAAGAUAUCGUUCAUGAUCCUGGAAGAGGCGCCCCCCUUGCUAAGGUCGUUUUCCGUGACCCUUACAAGUAUAAGCUUCGUACUGAAACCUUCAUUGCUACUGAAGGUAUGUACACGGGUCAAUUCAUUUAUGCCGGUAAGAAGGCUGCCUUGAACAUUGGUAACGUCAUGCCCUUGUCCUCCAUGCCUGAAGGUACCGUUAUCUGUAACGUUGAAGAAAAGGUCGGUGAUCGUGGCUCUAUUGCUCGUACCUCCGGUAACUACGCUACUGUCAUCGGUCAUGGUGAUGAUGGUAAGACUCGUAUUCGUCUCCCCUCUGGUGCCAAGAAGGUCAUUCCUUCUACCUCUCGUGCCGUCAUCGGUAUCGUGGCCGGUGGUGGUCGUAUUGAUAAACCCAUGUUGAAGGCCGGUCGUGCUUUCCACAAGUACAGAGUGAAGCGUAACAGCUGGCCCAAGACUCGUGGUGUUGCCAUGAACCCUGUUGAUCACCCUCACGGUGGUGGUAACCAUCAACAUAUUGGUAAAGCUUCUACUAAGGCUCGUGACUCUCCUGCUGGUCAAAAGGUCGGUUUGAUUGCUGCUCGUCGUACUGGUCUCCUUCGUGGUACUAAGAAGAUCAAGGAUGCUUAA
Messenger RNA from Cokeromyces recurvatus, 765 nucleotides. Its product is annotated as 60S ribosomal protein L2. Gene Ontology annotation, biological process: cytoplasmic translation. Lineage: Eukaryota; Fungi; Mucoromycota; Mucoromycetes; Mucorales; Mucoraceae. The transcript has a single exon. The coding region runs from base 1 to 765 and encodes 254 amino acids. Gene Ontology annotation, cellular component: cytosolic large ribosomal subunit; ribosome. Gene Ontology annotation, molecular function: structural constituent of ribosome; RNA binding. The record is from RefSeq and is a predicted model, not a curated record.